ACCAAAACGGAAAACGAUAUUCUCACGUUUGAAAGUACUUGGUUAAGUCUUGUUAUUAUAUUUUAGUUUCGAACUAUUGAUUUUUAUCAGUUUCUUGAAGGAAAUAGCUCUUAAAGACUAUGGCUAUGAAUAAAUUUAUGCAUCCUAGGAACAGAUAUCGUAGGCCUCCGGAUUUUAAAGCCCUAGCUAUUAAAUAUCCAGAAUUCAGGAAGUAUGCCCAACAGGAUAUCACUGGAAAAGUCUCUUUCAACUUCAAAGACGCGGAGGCACUUCGAGCUUUAACACGCACGCUGCUCUUAGAAGAUUUCAGCCUUGAUGUUGAAAUCCCUCUUGGCAGACUGAUACCUACACUUCCACUCCGCCUUAACUACUUGCUGUGGAUUGAGGAUAUUUUGGAGAGCAACAAUCGAGUCUCUGAGGUCAUUGGCAUUGAUAUAGGAUGUGGCGCAAAUUGUGUCUACCCAUUGUUGGCAGCGAAGCAGUUCGGUUGGCGGAUGUUGGCUACCGAGGUGGAUAUGGAGAGUGUCUUCAUCGCUGGUAGAAACGUCAAGAAGAACAAGUUGCAAGAUUUGAUAACAGUUCGCAAUGUGAAAGACAAUCAAAUGCUGGAUGGAGCCUUGGAUGAUGAUAAAACAUACGACUUCUGUAUGUGUAAUCCUCCAUUCUUUAGUUCUGCAGAAGAAUUAGACCCGAAGAAUAACGCUCGGACACAGAACAGACCAGAACCACGCAACGCUCACACUGGAGCGACCACAGAGCUGGUGGUUCCUGGCGGAGAAAUAGCCUUCAUCACCAAUAUUAUAAAUGACAGUGUCCUGCUCAAGGCCAAAGUCAGGGUCUACAGUGUGAUGGUGGGUCACAAGACUAGUGUGGGGAAAGUAAAGCAGGUUCUAGAGACAGCUGGUGUGCCCUCGGCUUCUGUUGUGACGACAGAGUUCUGUCAGGGACAAACGACCAGGUGGGGUAUUGCUUGGACUCUCGAUCCAGCGAUUACACUCCCCCACAUUGAGAUGAAGAAGAAGAAGCCUACUUCAUUCAGCCAGACAUUCAAGUCUGAUUUGAACUCCACAGUAGAAAGACUGAAGCAGUUGCUGGAGGAAUUGCAGAUAACCUACAAGUUUUUGAAGUCCACACAAGGUUUGUACGCAAUGGAAAUCAUCGCAACUAACAACACAUGGGCCAAUUCAAGGAAGAAGAGGAGGCAAGAAAAGUUUAAGCAAAAAGGGAGCAACGGAAAUGAAGGCGAAACAAGUGACGAGAAAACAGAAGGAAACAAAACAGACUCAACAAACAUCAAUGGGGAUAAUGUCAAUCUUGGUAAAGAAAGUGGAACAAAGACAGAAGAGGGUAAAACUGAUAUUGCCAAAGAUGGGAAAAGCGACGAGAUGGAAGUUGAAGAAGAGAAAACCGAGAGCGAAGCAGACUCAACAAACUUCAAUGGACGAGAUAACGCCAAUCUUGGUAAUAAAAAAGUACCAAAAGGAGUUGAAGAGGGAACUGAUAUUGUCAAAGAUGAAAAACACGACAAGAUGGAAGUUGAUGAGGGUAAAGUCGGAAGUACUGAAGAGGAAGUCGUUAAAGAAACCAAACGUAGAUUGGUUGAAAACCAAGUAUCCAGCUCUUCUGAUUCCGGCCCAAAAAAGUCAAGACUUGAAAACGUUCCUUCUGGUUCCAACCCAGUAAGUUCCAGAAAAGACCCGAUCCUCUACGGUUCGUUGGUGGUGAGAGGUAAGGGUGACGGGAGCUCCGUAGAGGUGACGUGGCUCAAGGGAACAGGAGGCAGAGACUGCGCUCAUCAGGUGCUUCAGUAUCUCAAAAACAAUUUUGAUCCCAAUGAUGUCGGACAAUAGUCAUUUGUCCCGUCUUUGUUGAUAGAUAAUUUUGUGCUGUUACAGAAACGUUUUCACUUGUCUUUAAACGUUUAAAGUUUACGAUAGAUAGGUUUAUGAAUCUAACCUUCAGAUUAUUUAAAUGAUGUAUGGUAAUCCACAAAUCACCCUUAAAAACUAGUUUUGAUUUUAAAUUGGUUACAUCUUCAGGCUUUUAUGUCCAGCUGAUUUUGUAAGACAUAAUCAUCCUAGACUUGAGUCUUCUAUGUAACUAGUUGACAGCUUACAUUUGUUGACUACCGUAAGUAUGUUUUAUAUAUGGUACACCAUUUCCAAGAUAAGUUUAGUUUGAAUUUUUCAUACAGUGUUAUCUUAUUUUGAUUCAAGUGUAUAUAUUAUUUUCAGUUAUUGAAGUUAUGUAUAGUUUUAUUUACAUGCGUAAAAUAUGUUUGCGGUCAGUUAUUUAUUUGUUACUUAUCAAGCUUUGUAUGUUUUGGUUUUGCCAUGAUAAUCUUUUAAUGAGAAGUAAAAAGUUUAUAAUUUUUGUAUUAUAGAGUUUUGUUUUAUGUUUUUAAUUAUUUUGGCAUUACAUCCUUGAAAACAAACAAAACUUUUAACGAGAGGAAGAUUUUACUUACUAUUUGUUAGAUACUGCUCUUUGUACAACAAAACAGUUGAUACUGGACUAUUCCCAUUACUGUUGCCAUCUUAUUUUUGGCAUUAAUAAAAAGAUUUGAACAUGGAAUGUAA
Molecule: messenger RNA, 2579 nt
Organism: Macrosteles quadrilineatus (aster leafhopper)
Lineage: Eukaryota; Metazoa; Arthropoda; Insecta; Hemiptera; Cicadellidae
Product: U6 small nuclear RNA (adenine-(43)-N(6))-methyltransferase
Exons: 8
Coding region: 120-1850 (576 amino acids)
Biological process (GO): rRNA base methylation
Cellular component (GO): nucleus
Molecular function (GO): 23S rRNA (adenine(1618)-N(6))-methyltransferase activity
Source: RefSeq, a predicted model, not a curated record